AUGGCUGCCAUUCAACAAAAGGUCCAAGAUGUGGUCAAACACUACCGGCCUGCAAGACAAUUUCCCGGAUCAACGCGACCCGAUGGAACCGAAAGUCGAGUCACAUCCCUAGAUUUCGACGACGCUGGCGACUUCCUGGUUGCGGCCUCGGACGACGAGACGAUGCAGGUGUACGACAUCAAGGAGGGAAAGAGAACAAAGGUGAUACCUAGCAAGAAGUAUGGGAUUCAUCUCGCUCGAUUCACCCAUCAUCCGCGGAAUGUUCUCUUUGCGAGUACAAAACAAGAAGACUCUCUUCGACUGCUCGAACUACACAACGAAAGCUUCGUCCGAUACUUCACGGCGCACACGGCACAAGUCACCUGCAUAGCCUUAUCGCCUGGGAGCGAUCAAUUCCUAUCAUGUGGAAACGACGACAUGGUGUGUCUGUGGGACCUGAACUCAAGAAGCCCCCAGGGCAAAUUGAAAUUGGUCACACCCUACCUUGCUGCCUACGACCCCUCGGCCAACGUCAUGGCUAUAGCGUCUCAAUCGACGUCCUCCAUCCUUAUGUAUGAUGUCAGGAAUUUCGACAAAGCGCCCUUCGAAACAGUAGACAUGGCACAAGCCGAGGAUAGAUACACCCCAACCACGAAAGGCCGGGCCUGGACUAAGCUGGAAUUUUCCAAUGAUGGGAAGAGCAUGCUUCUAGGAACCGACUACCACGGUCACUUCGUGCUAGAUGCCUACGAUGGAUCAGUCAAAUCGUUCUUGGUUGGCAAGACCAGCGGCACAGGACGAGCUGCACCAAUCUCGACUUCAGGAAAACCACUGGGACAAGGGGAUGCAUGCUUUACACAAGAUGGUCGAUAUGUCAUUGGCGGCGCUGGUGAUCAGUCUGAUCUACUUGUCUGGGACACUCAUGCUGCAACUGGUGGUCGGCAAGAGCCUAUCGCCAGACUUGCAAGUCGUGGAAUAAAGAGUGCCGUUGUGCAAUGCAACCCACGCUACAACAUGCUUGCAACUGCUGACACCAAGGUUUGCAUGUGGUUGCCAGGAGACCAGAUCAAAAAUCCAGAUCUUUGA
Exophiala xenobiotica is the source of this 1065-nucleotide messenger RNA. RefSeq lists its product as uncharacterized. NCBI's taxonomy places the organism in Eukaryota, Fungi, Ascomycota, Eurotiomycetes, Chaetothyriales, Herpotrichiellaceae. The transcript has 2 exons. Gene Ontology annotation, molecular function: chromatin binding; protein binding. The record is from RefSeq and is a predicted model, not a curated record. Gene Ontology annotation, cellular component: Set1C/COMPASS complex. Bases 1 to 1065 code for a protein of 354 amino acids.